Lucilia cuprina (Australian sheep blowfly) is the source of this 3091-nucleotide messenger RNA. Its product is annotated as N-acetylneuraminate 9-O-acetyltransferase. The record is from RefSeq and is a predicted model, not a curated record. The transcript has 4 exons. NCBI's taxonomy places the organism in Eukaryota, Metazoa, Arthropoda, Insecta, Diptera, Calliphoridae. The coding region runs from base 133 to 2622 and encodes 829 amino acids.
CUCUUUUUUUCUCUUGGUGCAAUCAAACUUUGAAUUUUUAUUGUGUUUAAAAUACUUGAAAAACUGUAAGAAAAUGCAUUAAAAUAAGAAAAAAAUAUAAAAAACAAAAAAUCACAAUAACAUACAUUAGAAAUGAGUGAAGAGUUUGAAUUAAAUGCCUUACAAAAUGGUGCAGAUGAAAUUAGAACAACAAAUAGCAGCAAUACAAAGGCAGAAUAUUUAAUACAACAAUUAAAUGCUACAAAUUUUAAGAAAUUGGCCUUAUUUGUUGUUGUGGGAUUUAUAGUAUAUCAUGGCAUCCUUAAUUGGCAAUAUGGUAGUGACUCCUGCCAAUGGCUUUUGUCGAAAGGACGUUUUAAAGGUGAUAAUGAAUGGCAACCGUACGGUUGUAUGAUGCAUAAGUACACGCAAACCGAUACGCGCCGCUGUUUGCGUUACCUGGCCUUUUGGAGUUAUAAAAAUCACUUCGUUUUCAUUGGCGAUUACUCCAUACAUCAAUUGUAUAAACAAUUUAUCAAUCAUUUACAUCCCAGCGAUGAUGAUAAUGGUUCAAUGCUUUUACAACCACCCAUUGAUACAGAAUUCGAAGAUCGAAAACUUAAUAUGAGAGCAACCUAUAUAUUUGCCAAUGAAGUUUCGGAUUUUCUCCUUGAAUCUCUUACCAAAUUUGAAGAUACCAAAGAAGUGCGUGCCGUUUUUGUAGUGGGUUUUACUCAUCGCAAUUUCCUAAACGGCAAUGUUACCGAAGAACUUUUAAAACAAUACUCUGUUAAUCUAACACGUCUCCUGGUGCCAUUCGAUCAUUUAGUUACUCAAAAAUCAAAGGUUUUAUGGAAACUACAAGAUCGUGUAAAUGAAGAAAAAUUACCUGAUAUGUGGAAGCUGGUGAAAAAUGAAGAUAUUGAUCGUUUGAAUCGUGUUGCACGUACCGUAUUUCGUUAUACGGAUGCUACAAUUUGGGAAUCAGCUUGGCAUAUAUCGAAUGGUUUGGUAGAUAGUGCCGUCGAUGGUUAUAAGUUGUGUUCAUUGGGUCUGCGGCAUUAUGUUCAAUUGAUGUUGAAUAUGUAUUGUAAUGAUUAUAUGAAUUAUAAUGAUGGCAGCUGCUGUAGUAGUGCCGAGCCGUAUACGCUCUUGCAGAUUGUUACCUAUGCGGUAUUUGGUGUGUGCAUAAUUUUAACCUGCGGCAUUUUUCUAAGACGUUGGCUUUUACAUUUACGCGGUCAUACUUUGUAUACACCCCUGCAACCACAACGUCAUGAUCUUCAUACAGCCACCAUGUCAUCAGCGUCAGCAAAUGGUUCUUCAUCGUUAAGUCUGGCUAGUAUGGACUACACUACACCCAUAGUGGCCAUGGCUAUGUUGGGCAUUAUAAUGGCCUAUUUCUAUAUAUGUGAUCGUACCAAUUUCUUUAUGAAAGAAAAUAAGUAUUAUUCUGAAUUUAGUUUUUGGAUACCGGUAGGUUAUGUUUUUGCCUUGGGUCUUUUCUUUACCGAAGACUCAAAAUUUACCAAAGUUCUCAAUCGCGAUCAAUCAGAUGAGCUUAAGGGUUGGAUAUUGCUGGUGGUAUUGAUCUAUUAUAUGACUGGCGCUCAUCGGGUACUACCUAUACAUAUGCAUAUUAAAUUGCUGCUCAGUGGUUAUCUGUUCCAUACGGGCUAUACUCAUUUUUCGUAUAUGUGGCAAACUGGCAAUUCGGGUUUUGUUAGAUUUUUCCAGGUAAUAUUUCGUUUAAAUUUUAUGACAGUGAUUUUAUGCUUUUGCAUGAAUCGUCCUUAUCAGUUUUACUAUUUUGUACCGCUCUUGUCGUUCUGGAUGUGUGUGGUAUAUUUUUUACUUUCUUUGCCGCCACGUAUAACUGCCCAAUCGGUGGAAUCAAAUCCUUUACAUUAUUUAUAUUUAGUGGGUAAAUUUGUGGGUUGCUUUAGUGUGGUCACCAUAUUGUUUAUGUCUGAGGUAUUUUUUGAGCGCAUAUUUGUUACACGCCCCUGGAAGGCUCUAUUCGUUACCACCGAUGAUGAUAUACAUGAAUGGUGGUAUCAAUGGAAAUUGGAUCGUUAUACGGUCAUGUUUGGCAUGAUUGCUGCCGCCUGUUUUCAUAUAGCUCAAAAGUAUAGUAUAUUCGAUGAUAACAAUCAUGGCAAUCUAUUUUCCCGCAGAACAUCUAUAACGGUAACCCUUUUGGCUUUACUAGGAGUGGGUUUUUAUACCGCCUUUUCUUUCCUCUGUCGCAACGAACAAAAUUGUGAGGAGAUUCACUCAUAUAUAGUUUUCAUACCCAUAGUGGGUUAUAUUAUUUUACGUAAUAUAUCGGGCAUGUUACGUACCCGCUACAGCACGUUUUUCGCCUGGUUUGGACGCAUCUCUUUAGAGUUAUUUAUCUGUCAAUAUCACAUAUGGUUGGCGGCCGAUCGUCAUGGUGUUUUAGUUUUACUGCCCGGCUUCCCCACUCUAAAUAUGAUUAUUACUUCGUUUAUAUUUGUAUGCGCCUCGCAUGAGGUUCAUCGUAUUACACAAAUUUUACUGCCUUUUGCAGUGCCCAAUGACUGGAAAUUAGUUGCACGAAAUUUCAUAAUAUUUCUUAUAAUCCUAAUACCAAUAGCUCAUUCUGAUGGUAUGUUUUGAGAAAGUUCUUUUCCCUUUAUAAUUCAGACUUAAUUUUUUCGAGUUUUCUUAUUUAUUUAAAGAUUUGUUUUUAGUAUAAUUUCAUUUUUAUAAAAACUAAGUUCAGUGAUUUUGAAAUGAAAGAAAUUUGUAUAGGAUUAAAAUCUUUUGAAAUUUCUUUCAACUUCUAUUCGAAAGGAACUAUUUUUAGUUGCAGUUUAUUAGAAAAAACAUUUUUCAUUAUUUAGUAAAGUUAACCUUGGUCUAGAAAACAAAAUUUUGGACAAUUAAGUAUUAAAUACUUAUUAUUAAAUUUUACAACUUAUUAAAUCUCUAUUUUUCUUUAACAAAAUCAAACUGAACACAGUUUUCUGCACAAUUACCUUUUGUUCGAAUUAUUACCCCUUUUUUGCGUUACAAAACCUAACAAGUGUUUUUAAAAAACCUUAACUUUAACUAGAAUUAAAGCAAAACAAAAAAAAAAAAAAAA